AUGCAGUUUUCCAGAAUUGCAAUUUUUUGGAUACUCGUGUUCAAUUUUACGGCCGUCAAAUUCAUUUACGCGCAACUACUGAACUCGAUCGGAUACGCAUUUAACAUGUUGAAGCCGUGCGAUAAUUACAGACCGCGGAUGGAGCACAUUCUCUUCAGAUAUUACGAUCGUCACGUGACGAAUUUCUACUCCGUCAACUUUAACGCCCUAAAUGCCGUUCCUUAUCCCGAAUUCUGUGUGGAUCCGUACACAAAUUCCUCGCAAAUGUCCAUCAUAAUUCCCGGAUGGCGGGAACACUGUGGCCUUAGUUAUGUAAGAAAGGCAGUCAAAAACUUGCACGCGUACCGCGGCGGCUGCGUAACGUGCAUGGAUUACACGAACUUUUCGUUCACCGACAACUACAAGUGCUUGUUCAAUGCGUUCAAGGCAGUGCGAUAUACACUUUAUCGCUUUUACCUCAUGCUGCAAAAAGAUGGCAUCAAUUUCGAGCGUAUUUACGUGUUUGGUCACAGUUACGGGUCACAACUUGCGCUGCAGGCCAGCAUGAUGCUCGGUUACAAGAAAAUCGGCGGAAUUGAUGCUUGUGAUCCCGCUGGCAUUUUAUUUGAUGGGUCAGGUCUCAUGCGGAAGCUGUUACUCGACAAAAAUCCACGUGACGUGCGAUCCGCUGCCAAAACUGUCGAUUGUUGGCACACGAGUUACGGCAUUUAUGGCACAAAAUAUCGAUUGUCGUGUGAGCGGAAUUGGAUUCUCGGGCGGUGUGGAUUACGUCAACCGGGAUCAAGGAAUUCCAAUAUUACGGCGCAUGCAUUUUGUCCCGUUUAUUAUAACCUUUCCUUCAAAUAUUACUUCCCGGCGGUCAAACAACCGAACGCCUUCUGUUCCGUGCCUAAUCCAGCAAAAUACUGGCCAGAUGGUUUCAAAUUGGGAUAUCUGGAAACGCGUAAAUGGUUGGUGCAUGGACAAGUUUUUGUAAACACAAGUCAAGUCUAUCCAUACAACUAA
Messenger RNA from Culicoides brevitarsis, 1005 nucleotides. RefSeq lists its product as uncharacterized. Bases 1 to 1005 code for a protein of 334 amino acids. The transcript is spliced from 5 exons. Gene Ontology annotation, biological process: lipid catabolic process. Gene Ontology annotation, molecular function: lipase activity. Lineage: Eukaryota; Metazoa; Arthropoda; Insecta; Diptera; Ceratopogonidae. The record is from RefSeq and is a predicted model, not a curated record.